This is a messenger RNA of Pocillopora verrucosa, 2514 nucleotides long. RefSeq lists its product as uncharacterized. NCBI's taxonomy places the organism in Eukaryota, Metazoa, Cnidaria, Anthozoa, Scleractinia, Pocilloporidae. Gene Ontology annotation, biological process: gliogenesis; regulation of transcription by RNA polymerase II. Gene Ontology annotation, molecular function: DNA-binding transcription activator activity, RNA polymerase II-specific; RNA polymerase II cis-regulatory region sequence-specific DNA binding. The record is from RefSeq and is a predicted model, not a curated record. Gene Ontology annotation, cellular component: nucleus.
CAGAAUUGACGGGUAGACACUUUAAAAUCUCGCCAUUUCACAGCCAUCCGAGAAACGCGUAACAUCGGCUGCAUUCACAAUAUCUCACCAGGCCAAAACACGAACACUCAAGUCGCAAACCUUAGAUUUGGAAACUUAGAGGAGGAACUGCGGACAAAAAGAAAAUAAAUCUAAAAGAGUGUGUGAAACGUAAUGAGUUUUGAGUCUCCCAGAGCUGACGAUCACGACGGAAAGAAAUUUCUCUCUCACACGGUCCGAAUAGGAGACGGAGAGAUUUUGGCGAAAUUCAAUCGCGCGCUGGCUUCCAUUGUAACAACAGAAGGAUUUGCCGCCCAGAUGGGGAAUGUUAAUGGAAAUUUAUGUCAUAUUCCCCAGAAGAAACUGAAGUUGGCGUCCUCUUUAUGGUAUCCGGAAACAGCCCUUCAUUAUCCGGUACCUGGGCUCGCUUAUCACUACCUUGUGGGACACGAAAGAGGCAUUGAUAAUCGAGAAAGAUCUUUUCAUGAGCCUGAGGCUGAAGCGGGAAUUAUACAGGCGAUCAAGGAAUACGAUGAAUUCGAGGAAUGGAUUGACGGCUCUACUAAACUCCGCUACUCACCGUAUAGCAGAGAGGCCCAAGCACAUAUUUCUGGGUGGGCUAUGAAAUAUACCAACAACCACAACAAGUUUGUACUUAAGAAGACUUGUGUUGGAGUACUGCUAUGUAGUGACGACUGCACACUGCCAAAUGGGCUUAAAAUUGUCGUUAGACCUGCUAUAUCUGAUAAAGUUCGGGAAAGACAAAUGGGUCAAAAUUGUCCAAACGCCACGUGCACAGGAACUCUCGUCCACAGAAAGUGUACAGGUAACAACGGAUAUCCAGUGACCCACUUUUGGGUCCAUCAAGAGGAUGGAAUCUAUUUUGAGUCCAAAGGUACCCAUGAUCACUUCAGGCCUCAAGCAAGAAGAGCAACUCCGGAUAGAAAUUCAAAUAACAAAGUUAGCAGCAGCCAGAAAGGUAACAGCGAGCAAGUGGAGAACACAGAAGACAAAACAGAGAAACAGGAGAAUGCUUCGACGUCCUCUGAUGGAAAAAAGCACAAGUCUAGAAAAAGACAACACGCUGAAAUAGAGGAAAAUUUACUUACAAGGCAAUCAGAGAUCGUGCAGUUGUCCUCUUCGCUCUCGUCUGGAUUAUUGAGAGGUUACUCAGUUGAGGAAGAAGACCAAUAUAUCUGUGUGACUGUACCCGAGUCAGAAUCCCUCUUUCAUAGGGCUCUGUCACAUGAUCAAACGAACAUUACCACAUACGGGAAACUUUACUUACUCUGUCAGACAUUCCACGAUGUCAUUCCCGGAUUUGACUUGCUGGAGACCCGUAUGAUAUCUCGAAGCGUGAUGGGAUGGCCUGUUGUUAUGGCAACGUUAUAUCGGCAAGGAACGAAGGAAGGGCAAAUUCACCAUAUGAAGACUUUGGCUCGCCUUUGUUCCACGCCUGAUGAAGACUUCUUUUCGCCCAAGUGGCAGAUGGUUAUCCAUGAUUUCCCCGCUGACCAGGCACAGAUGGUGACCGAGGCCAUAGUAAACAUGAUCAUCAAUACUCAAGUGCAAACUCUCCUUAAGGUUUUUCAGUACAAAAGCGUCAGCUCAUUGUACAAAAUGCUCCGAGAAAAGAUCACCAGCAGUUUACAGAGCUACGACAUGCACUUUGAACUGUGCAAGCGAGAGAUAAUUACAAGGUUACAAGAUCCACUACUCACAAUGAAGUUCCGCGACAUGACGCAAAGGCUCACGGGAGAGAAAUGCACUGCACAGGAAUAUGUCAGCACGGACUGCAUGUUGUCAGGGGGAGUAUUUGGAUCAGUUAUAAGAGAAUUCUGGAAUUUCUGGGGAAGUAACAUCGUGGCUCCGAAAGUGUUCUCUGUGGCCGAUGAGUUGGUGGGAAGAAGAGAGAAGUCGGAACAGUGGCAGAGUAGACAGAGAGGUCUCACAUUUCCCAGCGAUCCACAGAAAGUAACUUUACACCACAUGGCCGAGGUAGUGGUCACGUGGUGUCAAUAUCAGGCUGAUCAUUGGCCGAAAUCAGUUGUGCAAGAAAGUAUGGCAAAGUUUAUACAUCUUCGACCGGAGGAGAAGCGACUUCACUACGCUUUAGAAAGACCAGGGUCCGCCUUUCAUCGACCAGUCACAUACCCCACAUUGCCCAUGCCCAGAUUUCAAUGGUGCUGAGUGCAUGGGGACCACCUGAUUUUAAGUUUUUUGUAAAUAAAUAACACUGCUUUGAUGGAGCAUUAUUGAAACACUUAGUGCUGCGGCAAGUUCAGUAAAUAUUGUAUAAACUUCUUACAAAAAUCUGGUUGAUUACAAUCAAGGCAGCGCUUGGUCGCUGUAAACGUAAAUGAACUCAAUUCUAGCAGAGCUACCGCUGACCAUGAAACCUGAGUACACUGUUUCAUUGAAACUUAUCAGUCAUUGGAAAUGCUGACUGUUAAAAAUUAAAUUCCCUUAGCAACCUCGUUUUUAAAGGGGCAGCAU